CAGCCCGCCGCCGCUGGCGCUGCUGCUGGUGGUGAUGGCGGUCACUCCCGCCGCCCUGGGCGCGGCCACCACCACGACCACCACUAGCCCCAGCAGCACCACCACCACCAUCUCGCCCGCGCUCCUGGCGGCGCUCAACGAGCUGGACGAGCAGGCCGUGUGGUGGCAGUACAAGGCGCUGGAGGCGGGCGAGACGAUGGCCAAGUCCCUCCUGGAGGACCCCUCCCACCGAGAACCCGUCAACGCCACGACCUGGGGCUGGCUGACGCCCAAGCCGGGCAAGCCGCCCAUCGUCGGCACGGCGAACCUGGCCGCCGAGCACGGCUACGCCGUGGAGAACUACACGGUGCGGACCCCCGACGGCUACCUGCUGGGGCUUUUCCGCCUGCCCAACCCCGGCAAGCCCGUGGUGCUGCUGGCGCACGGCUUGCUGUCCUCCUCGGCGGACUUCCUGGUCCUCGGCAAGGGCCGGGCGCUAGGGUUCGUGCUGCACGACGCCGGCUUCGACGUGUGGAUGUACAACGCGCGCGGCACCACGCCGUCCAGACGGCACGAGUAUCUGCACCCGUGGAAGGCCAAGUUCUGGGACUUCAGCCUGCAUGAGAUUGCCCUCGGGGACCUCCCCGCCACCAUCGACUUCGUCCUUAAGAACACCGGCCAGCCGCAGCUGCACUAUGUCGGCUACUGCCAAGGCUCCACGCUCUUCUUCAUACUGGGCAGCGAGAGGACGGAGUACAUGGACAAGGUCAAGUCUUUCGUGGGCCUGGCCCCCGUCGCGUACCUCCGGGACAUCAGGUCGCUCCCGCUGAGGCUCAUGGCCGCCGCGCCCUACACGUUGUAUUUCCUUCUCAAGCUCGUGGGCCUCAACGAGUUCCUGCCGAACAACAAGUUCAUGUCCUUGGUCGGGGAGGUCAUGUGCAACGAUAACGAGAUCACGCAGCCCAUCUGCACCAACAUCAUCUUCAUGUUCUUCGGCCACGACACCGAGCAGAUGAACCAGACUGCUCUGCCCGACCUCAUGGCCAACAUGCCGGCCGGCGCGUCCACGAAGCAGAUGCUGCACUUCGGCCAGCAGGUGAACCACCGCCACCUCGUGUUCAAGAUGUUCGACUACGGCCGUAUGGGCAACAUCAGGAAGUACCACAGCUUCAAGGCCCCCGAGUACGACCUCACGCGCAUCACCGUGCCCACCUACAUGUUCUACUCGGAGAACGACCUGCUCUGUGUUCAGUCGAACAUUGACGAGCUGAUCAGGAAGCUGCCCAACAUCCAAAAAGACGGGGUCCGCAAGAUCAACAACAAUAAGUUCAACCACAUCGGCUAUCUGCUAGCUAAGAACGCCAAGGAGCUGGUGUUUGAUGACGUCGUCGACGUUCUUAAGAAGAUGGAGGCGUCUCAGCCCUCAUCGGCGACGCCAGGCAGUAGCACGGCCAGCACGGCCAGCACGGGCAGCACGGGCAGCACGGCCAGCACGGGUAGCACGGCCAGUACGGGUAGUACGGCCAGCACGUCAAGUGGUCCUCCCGGAAGCACAGUGACAGAGGUUUCAGUUUGAUACGCGAUCUCGAUAAACCUGUUCGACUGAGAA
This is a messenger RNA of Thrips palmi, 1588 nucleotides long. RefSeq names its product lipase 3-like. Bases 35 to 1555 code for a protein of 506 amino acids. Lineage: Eukaryota; Metazoa; Arthropoda; Insecta; Thysanoptera; Thripidae. The record is from RefSeq and is a predicted model, not a curated record. Gene Ontology annotation, biological process: lipid metabolic process. The transcript is spliced from 7 exons.